UCGAUUUAGGACGCAGGACGCAGGACGCAGGGCCAGGGGCUCGCUCCGUCUGGCUGGCUCGUCUCGCCCCCGUUCUAGCUCUAACUCAACCUGUCUGGGUCUUCCUCUCACACUCCUUCAGCCUGCCCCACCUCCUCCCCCCGGGGCAGCCCAGGAUCCAGCGGGUGAGCUGGGGGGUGUCCCCAUUGUACGCGCGAGUGCGCCGGCUUUCUGCUCUUCUCUCCAGCUGGGACUGCGGAACCGUCCGCAGCUCGCUCGAGAUCGCCUUUGGGAGCAGAGCCGAGCGGAGCAAAGCCGAGUCGCAUCUGCAAGCAGCGAGGAGAAUCUGCCAGGCUCAGGGGAACGCCCGGCUGACAAGGGCCAGGGUCUGCGCUCGUAGCAGCUCGCUUUCCAGCCUGUUCCUGGAUCUGCCAGCCCUUCAGGCGUCAUGGAAGAGUGGGACGUACCUCAGAUGAAAAAAGAAGUAGAGAGUCUGAAAUACCAACUGGCUUUCAAGAGGGAGAUGUCUUCCAAAACAAUACCGGAACUGCUGAAGUGGAUUGAAGAUGGAAUCCCCAACGACCCAUUUCUGAAUCCUGAUCUGAUGAAGAACAACCCUUGGGUGGAGAAGGGAAAAUGUACCAUCCUGUAGAGAGGGGCUCCGGCGCUCGCCCCCAGACUGCCCUGGAGCAACAGCUACCAACCAGGACAGUGAAUCUUCCCCAAACACCCCGCUUCCUCCCACUGACUCAAUCUCUUCUCUCUGGUUUUCAGUUAGGUUCAUGCUGCACUGAUGCAAACUUAUUAUCACCUUGGCUUCUCAUUUGUAUGGGGUGGGGGGUGGGGGGGGGGGAGGCAGGAUUUCAAAUCCUGAAGGACGGGGACAAGGGAGCAAUUAGGGUUUUGGGAAAGGUUCACUCACCCAGGGAAGAGUCUGGGCAGUGGGCUCCCAAUGACAUAUGGGGUCAGAACCACCAUCUAAAUUACCAUGGCAGGGUAGGAAAGGAGGGAGAAUUACUCCAGCUAGUCUUAUGAUUCUUGGUAACGGGGCUUUCAUUUAAUGGGCUUUCAUUUAAUGAUACUGACACUUGUGUAAAACCAUUCAGACCUUUUUUUUGGGGGGGGGAGGGGGGUAGAGGGGAACUUGUAAACGAACAACUUUUGUAAAAAAAAAAAAAAGACUUUUCAAUACUUUUGUAUAUUGUAGAAUAUACAAUUUUGCAGUCAACAGGCCGACCAUGCAGGAGACUAAGGUUUAUACAUAAAU
This is a messenger RNA of Vombatus ursinus (common wombat), 1246 nucleotides long. RefSeq names its product G protein subunit gamma 13 (gene GNG13). The record is from RefSeq and is a predicted model, not a curated record. Gene Ontology annotation, biological process: phospholipase C-activating G protein-coupled receptor signaling pathway; sensory perception of taste. Gene Ontology annotation, cellular component: heterotrimeric G-protein complex. The transcript is spliced from 3 exons. Bases 428 to 631 code for a protein of 67 amino acids. Lineage: Eukaryota; Metazoa; Chordata; Mammalia; Diprotodontia; Vombatidae. Gene Ontology annotation, molecular function: G-protein beta-subunit binding.